AUGUCGACUACAACUACAACCAAAGACAAUAAUCAUAAUCAAUCGAUUACACCAUCGACAUCAUCAACAUCUAUCAAUUUAAAUUCAUUACAACAUAGUAAUAGUAUAAACAAUGGACUGAAUAAUAGUAAUGAUCACAAUAAAACACUGCACUCUCCAGUGUUUAAAAUGCGUGGUCUAGAAGUGACAGUCUACGGACUAGAAAAAGAGAAUCUUGAACUAAGACAUCAAAUAGAAUCUCAAGAUAAAGAAAUUAAUAAUCUAAAAAGAUCUCUUCAAGAAUAUGAACUUGAAAAUCAACAACAUGAAAGAAGACAUGCACAUUUGGAAGAAGAAAUAUUGGAAUUGAGACAACAAUUAAAAUCAAUGGGUGGAUUAAAUAAUAAUAAUAAUCAAAAUAAUUAUGGUUUAAAUAAUAGUAAUAAUGGUGGUCAUGGUAUGAUUCCAAGUAUAAGUACAUCAACCAUUGAUAAUAGUCAUCAUCGAAAUAAUAAUGGAAAUGGUGGUGGUGGUGGAAAUACUGGAAAUGAUAUGUAUUUAUUUACUGGUAGAAGUUAUCCUAGUCCAUCAUCAUCUUUAUCCAAUUCAUUCAAUUCAAACAUUAAUAUAAAUGUAAAUAGUAGUAAUAGUGCUAGUGGUAGUCUAACAAGUAGUACAUUGAUUUCAAAUAUGAAUAAUAAUUGUAAUCAUAAUGUUACUCCAUUGUCAGUUUCCAUUCCAAGCAAUAGUAAUAACAGUGUUGGUCACAAUAAUAAUUUAUCACCAAGAGAUGAUGAUUUACCAUCACCUUCAUCAAGAGAUAGAGGAGAUCGUGAUCAAUCUUCUUCUUCUUCCCAUCAUCAACCAAAUACUCCAACUUCUCAUACUACUGUUAGUAGUAGAUCACCAUUUCAUAAAUCUUCCAAACCUCCCAUUUCUCCUACCAUUGUAUCAUGUGUCACCGAUGGUAUAAGUAGUGGUGUAAAUAUUUCAAUGAGUCCAUCACCAGUAAUCAAUCCACCAAGAAAGAAAUCAAUCAUUAGUUUAUUUUCAUUAUAA
Messenger RNA from Cavenderia fasciculata, 1038 nucleotides. RefSeq lists its product as uncharacterized. The coding region runs from base 1 to 1038 and encodes 345 amino acids. The transcript has 2 exons. The record is from RefSeq and is a predicted model, not a curated record. NCBI's taxonomy places the organism in Eukaryota, Evosea, Eumycetozoa, Acytosteliales, Cavenderiaceae.